Papaver somniferum (opium poppy) is the source of this 2076-nucleotide messenger RNA. RefSeq names its product probable protein S-acyltransferase 4. Gene Ontology annotation, molecular function: protein-cysteine S-palmitoyltransferase activity. The transcript is spliced from 6 exons. The record is from RefSeq and is a predicted model, not a curated record. Lineage: Eukaryota; Viridiplantae; Streptophyta; Magnoliopsida; Ranunculales; Papaveraceae. Gene Ontology annotation, biological process: protein targeting to membrane; peptidyl-L-cysteine S-palmitoylation. The coding region runs from base 434 to 1690 and encodes 418 amino acids. Gene Ontology annotation, cellular component: Golgi apparatus; endoplasmic reticulum.
AUUCCGCGGGAAAAAUGAGGUACCCAGCGUGGCAGUCUUGAGAAGGAGAUGAAAGAGAUUUUGGGCGUGGAGGGUUUGAUUAGCUGUUAGAGAAUGGUGGUGAUGAGCAUGGCUUGCUGGUUUUGAUCAAUACAGAGAAGAGAAGAAGAGGAGAUAGAGAGAAAGAGGAGAGAGGAGAGAGAAGAAAGAAAAAACAGAUAACACAGACAAUCCUCCUCCCGCUCCCCCUUUUGCUUCUGCACCACCACCACCACCACCACUAAUGAAAAAGAAGCCCAUUUCAUAAUUUAAACAAAAUUCAUUCAAUUCCUUGAUAUCUUAUCUCAUUCAUUAUAGAGAGGAAUUUACAAACAGAGAAGGAAACAGCAUUCUGAUUUGCUUUUUCCAUAUGGGUCAAUAACAAUUGAUUUUCUUUAUUUUUUGUUAAAAAAGAAUGAAAAAGAGGAUGGGCGGUGAAGAACAAAAAACUUGUUCUUCAAAAGAUGUGGCUCCUCAACCAAAACUCAGGAGGCUGUAUCAAGUAUGGCACGGGAGCAAUAGAUUUUUAUGUGGUGGGAGAAUGAUUUUUGGUCCUGAUGCGGGAUCCUUGUUUCUAACUAUACUACUGAUUGGGGGUCCGGCAAUAACAUUUUGUAUACAAUGCAUUUCAAAGAUCGAGGAGCAUGAUAGAAUACUUGGUUACCCUGUUUUUAUUGUGGGUGCGACCAUCACUAUUUUGGAUUUGGUGUUUCUCUUCUUGACAUCUGGUAGAGAUCCAGGCAUUGUCCCAAGGAAUUUACAACCACCUGAAUCAGAAGACUCAUUUCAUAUGAAUACCCAAUCAAUGGAGUGGGUCAACGGGAGAUCCCCUCAACUGCGAUUGCCUCGGACAAAAGAUAUCAGGAUAAAUGGUCAUUCGAUAAAAGUGAAAUACUGUGACACUUGUUUACUUUAUCGCCCUCCCCGGGCUUCACAUUGCUCAAUUUGUAACAACUGUGUUCAGAGAUUUGAUCACCAUUGCCCGUGGGUUGGUCAGUGCAUCGGACUACGUAACUACCGAUUCUUCUUCAUGUUUAUAUCAUCUUCAACUUUUCUAUGCAUGUACGUUUUUGUAUUUUCGUGGAUAAACGUUCUUGAACAAAAACGGAAGGACACUUUGUGGAGAGCAAUGUCAAAAGAGGUCUUAUCUGUGGUGCUCAUUGUUUACUGCUUCAUUGCUGUAUGGUUCGUUGGUGGCCUCACAGUUUUUCAUUUCUAUCUCAUCUGCACAAACCAGACAACUUAUGAGAACUUCCGGUACCGAUAUGAUAAAAAGGAGAACCCCUAUAACAAGGGAUUACCUAGGAAUUUCAGAGAACUCUUUCUAUCGAAGAUCCCACCUUCAUUAAACAAUUUUAGAGAGUGGGUUGCGGAAGAAGAUUUUAUAGAAUCGGUAGGAGGAUCGUCAAUACCACAUUUGAAAGCUAUAAUGAGCUCAAAGGAGAAGGGUGGUGAUAUAGAAAUGGGAAGUAAGUUUACAUCAGAUGGUCAAGUUCCUGACAUUUUGCAGAGCCUUGAUUAUACUGGUAUUGAAGAUAAACUGAAGGGUAAAAGUGCUGAUGGUGGUAUUAUGUUCGAUCCAUUUUUCUAUCCAAUGAGCCCAAACCCAAAAGAUACGAAGCAAAAUUUCAAUGCUGGAAAUGAAGCCCAUGCAGGUGAAAGAAACGAUUAAAAUGAUAGUAAUACAGUUCGCGGCUCGAUUCCAAUGCUUCAAUCAUGGAGGUUAUGCCAUCCUUCGGAACGACUCUAUUUUGCUAGAACAGCCCAGCUGAUGUUCAACUAACCAACAGGGAAGAAGGGUUCUAGUUUGGCUUGAGGAAGUCUUAAAAAGAUGCUUCAAAUGUAGAUUUUAACGCUUACCUGUAUUUAUGCUGUUCAUACUAAGGAAAAAGAAAUAGUAAAACAAAACAAAAAAAAGACUCUUCUUUCUCACUUUCAACUUACUUUCUGCUAUAAAAAUUUACUAUUGAGUAUGCUAAAUAAUUUCUGUAGCAAAACAAACUUGUCAUCCUCACAAAAGAAACAGAAAAAAGAAAAUCGUAGGUUUCAUGCCGCUUA